This is a messenger RNA of Dendronephthya gigantea, 4189 nucleotides long. Its product is annotated as cadherin-related tumor suppressor-like. Gene Ontology annotation, biological process: homophilic cell-cell adhesion. Gene Ontology annotation, molecular function: cadherin binding; calcium ion binding. The record is from RefSeq and is a predicted model, not a curated record. The transcript is spliced from 17 exons. Bases 82 to 3663 code for a protein of 1193 amino acids. Gene Ontology annotation, cellular component: catenin complex; plasma membrane. NCBI's taxonomy places the organism in Eukaryota, Metazoa, Cnidaria, Anthozoa, Malacalcyonacea, Nephtheidae.
GAUAACGAAGGUGCUGUAAAUGAGUUUCUCCGAGCAAACUGUUAUAUAUCACAGACACAUGGUUUAAUAAGAAGAUUUGCGAUGGCAUUCAACAAAGAUGGCUACGUGAAGAAUGCCAGUGCCACAGAGCGGCGUUGGUUUUUACUCGCUGUUGGUCUCUUUACUGUAUUGUGCAACGUUAGCCAAGCAAAGAGAACGGUGUGUGUACCACAGCCAAUAAGACACGAUGUCACAAUUCUUGGCGAGUUAGAAGCGGGGAAUUUCAAAAAAUUGAGCAAAAAAGCAAAGGAUAUGAGUGAUUGUCUUCGCAAAGCCUGCAACACUCAGCAAGGGAAUAUUGCUUAUCUUUCUGGACAAUUAUGUUUCUCUGUUGCAUGUUUCAAACUGGACUCAUGCGAACUUCAACCAAUUCAAAACUCUGGUACCAAAACUGCCGGGGCCCUUUAUCGUAUUAUAGAUGCCUAUCCAGAAUUCAAUAGCCCUCGAACUGUGAACGUGCUUGAAAAUGCCCCACUUUUACAUCAAGUACUUCGCUUUGAAGUAACAGCGGAAAGCAGAACGGAAAGAGAAGAGAUGAUGAGCUAUGAAAUAGUUAGAGGCAAUCUCGCUGGAACUUUCCUUGUCUAUCCAAAAACUUCAAACUGGGGUUCCUUUAUUCGUUUACACAAGAAACUUGAUCGAGAGAACAUAACUUCAUAUGGAGUGCAGAUAAGAGCCACAAACUUGAAAGAAAAUGUCAGCAGUUUGCUCAACGUAACCAUUAAUGUCCUGGAUGCAAAUGACAAUCCUCCACAGUUCCUAAGAUCCCUAUUUGUAUUUAGCGUAUUUAGUAAUAUGUCUGUGGGUUCUGUGAUUGGUCGUACGGUUGCUAAGGACAACGACACUGGUGCACAAACAAAACUGGAAUACGCAAUAAAGCAACCAUCUAAACUUAUUUCAUAUGACAAGAGAACCGGUGAAGUUAGACUCGAGGAAAAGCGAACUGUUGACACAGUUAACCAGUUCGAUUUCGACAUAACAGCUACAGAUGGCCUCUUCUCGACAAAAGGCAGAUUAAGAAUCGUACUUUAUCCAAAUAACAUCAAUCGGCCUGUCUUCGAGAAAACAUCGUACGAAGUUCGUCUUAACGGACAAGUAACGUUAGGGACGGAAGUUUUGCGAAUAGUAGCGACCGAUCCCGACUACGGAAAACUUGGUGAACUGACGUAUGUAAUUUUAAAAGGCGACGAGGAUGAUGUUUUCAGUAUAGGUAAAGAUGGUAUUAUCAGAACUACCUAUCAAAUUCCACUAGACAGGGAAAUUUAUAAUCUGACAAUUGGCGUACGUGACAACGGUUACCCAGAACUCUAUGCGAUUACGCCAGCCAAUGUUGUCGUUUUAUUGCAGUGGAUACGUUUUAAGCAGGAUAUUUCUGAAACAAAAAUUCCAGAGGAUUUUAAGCUCCUGAACACGGUGUUUACUGCAAGUGCUUCUCUUUGGGUUGGCGGUAUCCAAGUUAUGGCUGGUCAGAGACAGAGAGCUACGCAAGGAAUCAAUUAUUAUUUAGAUGGAGGAUUCCGAAGAUUUCAGAUGGAAGAGACGUCUGGAGUGAUUACAUUACAUGAAAAAUUAGAUUAUGAAACCAACAAAGAGUACACAUUAGUGCUCAAAGCUGAAUAUGAAAGUGCAGACUCAACAUCCAUUAAAACAGUCCUCUCAGCAAGAGCAAUUCUCGUUGUAAAAAUAAUCGACUUGAAUGAUAACGCCCCAAGAUUCUCGAAACAUUUAUACACUCAUGAUAUAUGGAAAUCAUCAAGUAUCAACUCUCCAAUCCUCAAAAUCAACGCUACUGACCUGGAUGAAGGUUUAAACGGUCUCAUUCACUUCGAAGUACUUUCUGGGAAUUUUAACGAGACUUUCUCGUUUGAACCAGAUGGUAUGGUGUUUCAGAAAAAGUCAUUGCUACAUAACGAGCAUUCGAUCUUUAAUAUGACCGUUGUUGCAUGGGAUAGCGGUGAAGAACCUCGGAGAUCACCCCGAAGUGCAUCAGUAAUCAUAAGUGUUAAAGGGCACCUGCCUAGAGCACCUGCAUUUGCCAGAGAUUCCUACAAUUUGCUGAUAUCAGAAAAUGUGAACAUUGGUAUUCCUAUUUAUCAAGUGAAUGCAAGCGUAGUAGACAAUCGAUGGAAGAUAACGUAUUGGUUUCGGAACUUGGACGUCAAGAUGCCGUUUCGUGUAGACCCUAAAACCGGGUGGAUAUACACGACAAAAAAACUGGACCGGGAAGAAAAACCUGUGUAUGACCUUACAUACAUGGCAAUUGCAGACUUAGAUGAUCAGUCAUCUCUGAUAACGAAGGUGAAUGUGACCAUCAGACUUGGAGAUGAAAACGACAAUAUACCGACAUUUCCUUGCUCUUACUACUCGACCGUGGUAACGUCACUAGGACUGGGAAUGAGCGUGAUGACUGUUCAGGCAAUAGACAACGAUCAAGGAGAGAAUGGCAGAAUUGAAUAUCUUAUAAUCAAAAUAUCUGAUCACCAAUACUUUUCUAUUGAUAGCAGGAGCGGUGAAAUUACAACAAUACGGCCCUUACCGACAACAUCCUUGCUCGCUCUGAAGAUUUUCGUUUCCGCUAAAGAUCAUGGAAAUCCGGAACGAAGAUCAUCCCUUAACCCCGUUCCAGUGUUUGUUAUUAUUGGUAGAGUAUUUGCAAUCCAGGUCGAGACGUUGAGACGAACUACGACAACAAUCACGCUGAGGUUCACCAUGCUUAAUGUUAGUUUGGCGGAUAUCAGUCAUAUUGGCGUGGUUGUUCAAGCAAUUGAGAGCAUUGCUGAUUAUGGCGAAGUGACGAAGCGCGAUAUAGUAUCAUGGCACUAUGUUCACACUGCACAAAACAACGCUGCUUACGCACAGCGGUAUCUAACAGGAAAUGUCACGUGCACAGAUGAAAUAAGAGACAAGAAAUCGUUUGAUUUCACGGUGGGCUCUGAUGGCGAUGCGUGUACUUCAAAUAAGGAGAAGUUUUGUAAUGGAAAACUAGAAUCAAAGAAGGCAUACAGAUUUCAACUGGUCGCAUAUUUCAACAAUGAAACAUCUCCUGAAAAUUUCACCAGUAUCGAAAGCAAUAUAACAUUGCAGCAUGAAACAGGCGCUAAAAAUGCAAGACAGACGGCAGGUUUUCGCAGUUGGCAUUAUGACAUCAUUGUUAUUGUGAUUGGUGUUUUUGUGGGUAUAAUUAUUCUGGCCACUAUUGCCAGAGCGAUCAUGCUCUAUCGUCGAGACCAGUUUAGGAUGAAAAGCGACGAAGCGAAAGGUGGUAUAUCAUAUCCACUGAGUAAUCCUCGUUACAGAAGAUCAGGCACACCACGAAGUUCAAGAUCAACCAUGGCUAUGUCAUUCACAGAGCUAAGUAAAUCCAGAAAACUCGAUAAAAAGAUGGAUAAAAUGAGCCCAUGUGAUACAGAACGGCUUCCCAUGACCGAAGGAGAGGGUAUAUCGCGUGAUUCUGGCUGUGGUGUGUCAGUCAAAUCGUCAAACUCUGAUAUACAUCACAGGGGAAGAACUGCUGUACGCAAGGCAUUUUUUUCAUUUGGAAAAAACAAAAAAGAUGAAGAACAACAAGAUGAGGUGGAAGAAGAUGGUUCCGAUAAAGAGAUGGAGACAGAAAUAAACACCUAACUACAGAGGAAGUAGCUAGUGUUGAUACGAGCGUGAUUGCAUCGUGAGGUACAUGCUGGAACUGUGAUUCUGAUCUUACGGUUGACGCCAGUGAAACUGAUCACCCCUUGGUUUAAAGAAUAGCAUAAUAGCCUAAACUACAUCGAUCAUCCAUGUUCAUGUACUGGGAAUAUUAGCUCUAAGCAAGUUGUUGAUAGCCAACACCAAAAAUUGAUAUAUGAUGUCUAGUCGGAAGUCGAGACACUAUAUUAACUUAUUGUAAAGAUACAUAGAGACAAGAUAUAUACACAAUAUAUAUAGUAUAGAUUAAUGUUUGUGAAUAUAAGGUAAAGUACAUACAACUUUAUCGCUCGUAAAGUGAUUGGUAUGCAAACCCAAUUGGUUUUAUAUGCAAACUGAAAUAUAUAUUUGGUAGAUAUUAUUGAGGUAAGACGUCAGCCAUGCUACACUAGACAAUAAAUAUGGGCUUGAAUAAAUAUGUAUUAUAUACGGCAAUAAUGAUCUCUGAAGGUUUAAAUCAAAUAAA